AUGCUGCUCGGCGGCUGCCUCCACUAUGGCUUGGAGCGGUAUGAGGAGGCACUGGCGUGGUUCUCACGAAUCAUUGCCACAAAUCCAAGUCACGUUGAAGCCAUUACAAACACCGCCGCCACGCUGUACUGCCUCAACAGGCAAGACGAGGCAGAAAGGCACUGGCUGAAAGCGGUGGAGUUGCGUCCCAGUUACUUGGAGGCCACCGAGCAUUUAGUCGGGCUGCUGUACAAGAAACGUAGCGAGGAGGCUGUGGAGAUCAUAACUCACGUGCAACGCGCCCUGAGGCUGGUUUCGCCCAGAGCCGGCGACAAGGCUAGCUCAUGGGGCCAAGGCUAUGGGUCCAGCGGAUAUGCGUUGCCGGGUGCCGAGAAUGGACGCAUUCUUGCACUGGUUCAUGCCAAGGGCACGAUGCUAUACAGCCUCAAGGACGUCGAAAAGGCCGCCGAGGCAUUCGAGGAAGCUGUGUUGAUCAGCGCGGGCAGGAACCUGAGCGGCAUCCAAGAUCUGAUACGAAGAGUGCAGUCCUCUCUGUCGUCAGGCGCAGGCGGCUCACUGACUGCAAGACAAGUCGACCAAUCACUCCGUCCACUGAUGCUGCCACCGGAACGGGCCCGGCACACGGCGCAGCUCGUGUUUUCUGGAGGUGGCGAGUUACCCGGACUGGCAUUGAUGCGAAAUGGACCUGCCCGACGCGCUGCGGUGCAGACAACAAGCAAUUCGCUGCUCUCCCUCGCUAAGAUCUUCCAGGACGCCAUGUCGAGCGGCAGCGCAGUUCCAGGCAUUCUUCGGAGGUCUUCCAGUGUUGGCGAUAUCUUGGCGCUGUACUAUCUCUCGCUCUCCCUUCAAGAGAGCCCUUCGACCGCCAAUAAUGUCGGAAUCCUGCUUGCGGGCGUCCAGCAGGUUGCAGUGCCUUCCUCAAGAGCGUCGACCAGAGAGCACUCACUUCCAGGGCUGCCGGGGAUCAGUCCGGGAAGUGGCAUGGCUCUUGCCCUGGCAUACUACAACUACGGGCUCCGUUUGGAUCCAAAGCAUGUCCAUCUGCACACCAACCUGGGAAGCCUGUUGAAGGACAUUGGUCAGUUGGAUCUCGCCAUACAGAUGUACGAGCGCGCCGUGUCUUGUGACGGGACGUUUGACAUUGCCUUGACAAACCUCGCAAAUGCUGUCAAGGACAAGGGCCGCAUCAAUGACGCAAUCGCGUAUUACAGGAGAGCGGUGGCGUCCAACCCAAAUUUCGCAGAGGCUGUUUGUGGCCUUUUGACAGCCUUGAAUUCUGUCUGCAACUGGCGCGGUCGCGGCGGUGUCAUCCUGGAUGGCGGAAAGUACGACCGUUGGCAUGUCGACGACGAGGGGAAACUGCUUGCUGCUAGCGCAGGCGGCCGAGGGUUUGGCUUGACGAAACGGGUUGUUGACAUCGUGAAGCAACAACUCAGGGACUCGGCGUGCUGGGGUAGGCACACACUUCAGGGGUCCGCCGCCUCUGCUCUGGCAAGCGAGCUUCAGCGCCACUGCAGCGAUCCUACGUUCAAGCUGCGGGUGGCCUUGAGCUCAUGGGCGGACCGUCCCUGGGAGGGAUCCCGUGUCGUGCGACUCAUUGAGCGUUCCACGCGGGUGAUACUCCGCGAGUGGUACCUGGACCGCUACAUCGCCAAGCGAGAGGUCAGAUCAUCAUAUCCUCGGCCGCGUCUUCCCCCAAGCCUGACGGUUCCCUCGGCCCCGACCGUCCUCCCCUUCCACACAUUCACAUGCCCCUUGACUGCCAGCGACAUUCGGGCGAUCUCCCAGCGCAAUGCCAUGCGCAUAUCUUGUUCUACUCUGCGGGCGCCGUGGCUUCCCUCCUCGGUCUACCCGCCGCCGCGUCCGCCCGAUCCUCACCUGAAUAUUGGAUAUAUCUCGUCGGAUUUCAACAACCAUCCGCUUGCUCACUUGAUGCAGUCCGUAUUUGGUUUCCAUAACCCAACUCGAGCCAGGGCUUUUUGCUACGCGACAACCCCAAGCGAUAGCUCCAUUCACAGACAGCAAAUAGAAAGAGAGGCGCCAGUGUUCCGAGACGUCAGCGCCUGGGCGCCGGAGAAGCUGAUUGAGCAGAUUGUCCGAGACGGUAUUCACAUCUUGGUCAAUCUCAACGGCUAUACGCGGGGUGCAAGGAAUGACAUCUUUGCUGCUAGGCCUGCUCCAAUUCAGAUGUCCUUCAUGGGCUUCGCUGGCAGUCUUGGGGCGGAGUGGUGCGACUACAUCCUCGCCGACACGACAGCAAUACCCCCGAGUACGCUCCGGCCGUGGCGCCGCAAUGUCGACAUCGAGGACAUCACACGGGACGAGUCAGAGAGCAGUGAGGGCGACUGGGUGUAUGCGGAAAAUAUCAUUUUCUGCCGUGAUACGUUCUUUUGCUGCGACCACGCCCAGUCCUGCGACAGUGGCGAGAGGGGCAUGUCUUGGGAGGAUGAGAAGCAACGCCGAUGGGCCAUGCGGAAGCAGCUUUUUCCCGACAUGGCGGACGAUGUGGUCAUCCUCGGCAACUUCAACCAGCUAUACAAGAUCGAACCUACGACUUUCCGAUCUUGGCUGCGGAUCCUCGCUCGUGUGCCAAAGGCUGUCCUCUGGCUCCUCCGGUUUCCGGAGCCAGGCGAGGGCAAUUUGCGAGCGACGGCGAGGGCAUGGGCUGGGCCGGACGUGGCGAGUCGUCUGAUAUUCACCGACGUUGCACCCAAGAGCCAGCAUAUCGCUCGCGCCAGGGUGUGCGAUCUCUUCUUAGACACGCCGGAGUGCAACGCCCAUACCACGGCAGCGGAUGUUCUCUGGUCCAGCACACCGUUGCUGACGCUCCCACGGUACCCGUACAAGAUGUGCUCCCGCAUGGCGGCUUCAAUCCUGCGCGGUGCAUUGCCCAGGACAGCCGACGGACAACGCGCGGCAGGCGAACUGAUUGCCGAGAGCGAGACUGGAUACGAACAGGCAGCGGUGGCUCUUGCCAGCGGACUCUCGUACGGGGAGCCGGGGGAGGCUGGCUACUGUGACGGCGGCGGCAGACUAGCAGAGCUUCGGAAGCUACUUUGGGAUAGCAAGUGGCGCUGCGGAUUGUUCAACACUCGGCGCUGGGUAGAUGACGUUGAGUCUGCUUACGAGGAGGCUUGGCGGCGGUGGGUCGACGGGGUCGGGGGUGACAUAUAUCUCUGA
This is a messenger RNA of Purpureocillium lilacinum, 3180 nucleotides long. Lineage: Eukaryota; Fungi; Ascomycota; Sordariomycetes; Hypocreales; Ophiocordycipitaceae. The record is from RefSeq and is a predicted model, not a curated record.